AUGAGGGGAAGCCAACACAACGAUCCCUUUAUAGCAGCAGACACUGCAGCAGCAGCAGCAGCAGCAGCAGCAGCAACAGCAGCAGCAGCAACAGAUGCAGCUGCAGCAGAAGCAACAGAAGCAGCAGCAGCAGCAGCAACAGCAGCAACAGAUGCAACAGAAGCAACAGAAGCAGCAGCAACAACAGCAGCAACAGCAAAAGAAACAGCAACGAAUGGAACAGCAGCAGAAGCAACAGAAGCAGCAGCAGCAGCAACAACAACAACAACAGCAGCAGCAGCAGCAGCAGGAGAGGACGCCAGCAGCAACUCUGCUGCUGAUUCUCAUUGCUGCUGCAACAAACGAAUCAAUAGAAACAAAGAACAACAACAAAACAAAACAAAAAAACAAACAAACAAAACAAAAUUAUUAUAA
Molecule: messenger RNA, 414 nt
Organism: Eimeria mitis
Lineage: Eukaryota; Apicomplexa; Conoidasida; Eucoccidiorida; Eimeriidae
Exons: 1
Coding region: 1-414 (137 amino acids)
Molecular function (GO): ice binding
Source: RefSeq, a predicted model, not a curated record